GUCGAGUGUCAAUAGACUUGUCAGUAGAUGUAGUUGUUCCUGCGCAAUACCAUUUUGGUAGUGCUAGCCUCUACCGGCGCACAAUAACACAAUGUUCACUCUAUUGUUUGGCUGUUUGGCCAUUGUCACUUCAGUCUGGGCUGCCCAACCGUCCGCACCAGACCCGAUCCCAGCUCCGCUCCGAGACCUGCCUUGGGGUGAGCUCAACUUCCUUCACACGACCGACACCCACGGCUGGCUCGGGGGUCAUUUACAAGAACCGUCCUUCAGCGCCGACUGGGGCGACUACAUCUCAUUCACAGAGCAUCUCGACAGGAAGGCGAACGGCGACAACGUCGACCUGCUCCUCAUCGAUACUGGAGAUCGGGUAGAAGGGAAUGGACUCUAUGAUAGUUCAGAGCCAAAAGGUCGCUACUUGUUUGAUAUUUAUAAACAACAGCGCAUCGAUUUGAUAUGCUCGGGCAACCAUGAACUCUACAAACGGAACUCGUCCGAGAAUGAGUUCAACAAGACCGUCCCGCAUUAUAAGGAUGGCUACAUCUCCUCAAACAUAGAUAUCUACAGUCCCGAGACUGGCGAGUUGGUCCCGCUUGCGCCUCGCUUUAGAAAACUCAGAACACGCAAUAAGGGCUACAACAUCCUGGCGUUUGGUUUCCUAUUUGACUUCACGGGCAAUGCGAACAAUACGGCGGUAAACACUGUCGAGGAUACCAUCGGGCAGAAGUGGUUUCAAGACGCUAUCCGAGACGAUGACCUUGACCUUAUUGUCAUUAUCGGUCACAUACCCGUCCGAAGCAAGGAGUACACUCUCCUGUUCCGGGCGAUUCGAUCCGUGAAGUGGGAUAUCCCGAUUCAGUUUUUCGGCGGGCAUAUGCACAUCCGGGACUUCAAAGUGUAUGACCGCGUGUCAACCGCUAUAGCGAGCGGGAGAUUCAUGGAGACCAUCGGGUGGCUGUCGAUCUCUGGGCUGCCUGAUCCCGAGAAGCCGAAGGUCAAGAUCAACGAGAAACAGCGAAGUAUCACCGCGAGUCCGUCGUUCUCGAGGCGGUAUAUCGACAAUAACCUGUUCUCACUCAUGCACCACGCGCGGAUGAGCGCAUCCGACUUCCCAACCAAAAAAGGCCAAGCGGUUUCAAAACAGAUCGAGCAUGCUCGCCACGCGCUGAAUCUCGACAAAGUUGUCGGCUGCGCCCCUCAAGACUAUUACCUUUCCAAGAGGCCGUACCCGUCGAGGGAGAGCAUCAUCACCUGGCUUGAAGAGCUCGUCCUCCCAACCGAACUUCAAAAGUCCAAGCGAAGCACGAUCGGCAUCCCAGCGUUCGCCAUUUUAAACACCGGUGCCAUCCGAUUCGAUCUCUUCAAGGGCGUGUACACCCGGGACACCACUUUCUUAGUCUCUCCGUUCACCAGCGGAUUCAAGUAUAUUCCUGACAUCGAGGCCGAGACGGCUCGGAAAGUGCUACAGUUGCUCAAUUCCCAGGGGCCCAUCCUCGAGCAGAUGGCGAAGGAGCACGGCGACCUCACCUGGCUUGCCCCACCUGAGCAAGUUGGCUGGCUGGCCCAAGAAGUGGAGGUUGGUCCAAAACUUGCAGCUGCGCGAAGCGACCAAGUUGUCUUCGGGGACGACGGUCAUAAACACGACGAUCUGGUGCCGGGUUAUACCACCAAUGAUGACCAUGGAGACGACGGAGAUGACACGAUACACCAAGCCGUCAAGUUCUACCAAAUGCCAAACUGCAUCAUGGCCGAGGUGGGACCGAAAGAUCCCAAGACUGUCGACCUGGCAUACAUCGACUUUGUCGAGCCGUGGGUGCUGCUGGCGUUGCGCUUCUUGGGCGUGAAAGUUCCCCCGGAGACGCCGCAGGUUUAUAUGGAUGACAAGAUCCUUGGCACCCAUAUAGAGGAUUUUAUUCGAGGUAAUAUAGACUGGAAACCAAAGGAUGGCCGAUGUUAAAUUUCUUGGUCUGGACAUUAAGCGUGCCUGUUUCCUUUUCGCGGCCUGUCACUGUAUAUCGGGAGUAUAAACCUAGGUGUUAGUUGACAUCCAAAUUAUGCUCUUGCCGCAAAGUUAUCCGAGAUAUUUGAACUUUCAUCUCGCCCCAUUAAUCUC
Molecule: messenger RNA, 2110 nt
Organism: Eremomyces bilateralis CBS 781.70
Lineage: Eukaryota; Fungi; Ascomycota; Dothideomycetes; Eremomycetales; Eremomycetaceae
Product: Ser/Thr protein phosphatase family
Exons: 2
Coding region: 92-1954 (620 amino acids)
Biological process (GO): nucleotide catabolic process
Cellular component (GO): cytosol
Molecular function (GO): hydrolase activity
Source: RefSeq, a predicted model, not a curated record